GCCCGGAGGAGCGGGAGUGGGGGAAGCAGCUCUGGGAGUUGCUGGGGGUUACUCUUUUCCUGGGGGGCGACCGGCCGCAUGCGUGCUUGUUUACUCGGGUGGGAGCGGGGCGUCCAAAAGCCGGCUCCCGGCGCGAACGGAGGUCCAGCACCCGCUGCAGAGCCCGCCUGACGCCUGGAGGUGUGUCUGGCUUGCUUCCAGGACCACGGGGUGGGUUCUCCACAGUGACUUGGUUGGAUGACAGCUGGCUUGUGGUGAGCUCCUCUGCCCACUGGCUGACCUCAAGCAGUUGGCCCGGGCUGGUGGAGGCUAUUCGGGGGCGGCCGAGCUGGGGACUGAGCGUCAGCUCCCGCCGGCGCGGGGGUCCCCUCCAAGGCCAGGCGGAGUGGUGCGUGGGAGGCGCGUCUUCCCGGACCGUCCCCUCUCGAGCGCGGUCUGUGUGGACCCCCAGCCAGGCAGCGGUAGGGGACGGAGGGCGGCGUGCCUUGCCCCGGGCUCGCCCGCUAUCAGCCGUGGGAACUCGGAACUUUAUCCAGAGGGAUCGGUGGGGGCGGGGGUGGGAGGGAUUCUCCUCCCCCGGCUCUCGCCGCCCCCUCCCGGCCCGCCCCUCCCCCGCCUCCAAUGGCUUCGCCUUCAGAGCAUCCUCACUCCGCCCAGUUUGGUGCCAGCUGCGUGGGCUCCGGCUUCGUGCGUUUUCUGCUCCAAAACUCUGCAGCGACUAAGGAAAUCCCAUCGGAAUUUGCCGGGCGUGCUCUCACCCGGCCUGCCGGUGCCGUCUGUCCUUGGAUCCGAUCACUUCAGCCAGAAGAUUGCAACUUUGCAGAGACAAAGAAAUAGCAUGGCAUGAAACAUGGCUCAGUUCUAUUACAAAAGAAAUGUUAAUGCCCCCUACAGAGAUCGCAUCCCUCUAAGGAUAGUACGGGCAGAAUCAGAACUCUCACCAUCCGAAAAAGCCUACUUGAAUGCUGUGGAAAAGGGAGAUUAUGCCAGUGUCAAGAAAUCCCUAGAGGAAGCUGAAAUUUAUUUUAAAAUCAAUAUUAAUUGCAUUGACCCUCUUGGAAGAACUGCUCUCCUCAUUGCAAUUGAAAAUGAGAACUUGGAGCUCAUCGAACUUCUCUUAAGCUUUAAUGUCUAUGUUGGAGAUGCUCUAUUGCAUGCUAUCAGAAAAGAAGUCGUUGGAGCCGUUGAGCUGUUACUGAACCACAAAAAGCCUAGUGGAGAAAAACAGGUGCCUCCCAUUCUCCUUGAUAAGCAGUUCUCUGAAUUCACGCCCGACAUUACACCAAUCAUUUUGGCAGCCCAUACAAAUAAUUACGAGAUAAUAAAACUUUUGGUUCAGAAAGGAGUCUCGGUGCCGCGGCCCCACGAGGUCCGCUGUAACUGCGUGGAGUGCGUGUCCAGCUCAGAUGUGGACAGCCUCCGUCACUCACGCUCCAGACUCAACAUCUACAAAGCCUUGGCCAGUCCCUCUCUCAUCGCGCUGUCAAGCGAAGACCCUUUCCUUACCGCCUUUCAGUUAAGUUGGGAGCUUCAGGAACUGAGCAAGGUGGAAAAUGAAUUCAAGUCAGAGUAUGAGGAGCUGUCACGACAGUGCAAACAAUUUGCUAAGGACCUACUGGAUCAGACAAGAAGUUCCAGAGAACUGGAAAUCAUUCUUAAUUACCGGGAUGACAAUAGUCUGAUAGAAGAACAAAGUGGAAAUGAUCUUGCAAGACUAAAAUUGGCCAUUAAGUACCGUCAAAAAGAGUUUGUUGCCCAGCCCAAUUGUCAACAGCUGCUGGCAUCUCGCUGGUACGAUGAGUUUCCAGGCUGGAGGAGAAGACACUGGGCAGUGAAGAUGGUGACAUGUUUCAUAAUAGGACUUCUUUUUCCCGUCUUCUCUGUGUGCUACCUGAUAGCUCCUAAAAGCCCACUGGGACUGUUCAUAAGAAAGCCAUUUAUCAAGUUUAUCUGCCACACAGCAUCCUAUUUGACUUUUUUGUUCCUGCUGCUGCUUGCUUCUCAGCACAUCGACAGGUCAGACUUGAACAGGCAAGGGCCACCACCAACCAUCGUCGAGUGGAUGAUAUUACCGUGGGUCCUGGGUUUUAUAUGGGGAGAAAUUAAACAGAUGUGGGACGGUGGACUUCAAGAUUACAUCCAUGAUUGGUGGAAUCUAAUGGAUUUUGUGAUGAACUCCUUAUAUUUAGCAACAAUAUCCUUGAAAAUUGUUGCAUUUGUAAAGUACAGUGCUCUUAAUCCACGAGAAUCUUGGGACAUGUGGCAUCCCACUCUGGUGGCAGAGGCUUUAUUUGCUAUUGCAAACAUCUUCAGUUCCUUGCGUCUGAUCUCACUGUUUACUGCAAAUUCUCACCUGGGACCCCUGCAAAUAUCCCUGGGAAGAAUGCUCCUGGACAUUUUGAAGUUUCUAUUCAUAUACUGCCUUGUGUUGCUAGCAUUUGCAAAUGGCCUAAAUCAAUUGUACUUCUAUUAUGAAGAAACAAAAGGAUUAAGCUGCAAAGGCAUACGAUGUGAAAAGCAGAAUAAUGCGUUUUCAACGUUAUUUGAGACCCUCCAGUCUCUUUUUUGGUCAAUAUUUGGGCUUAUCAAUUUAUAUGUGACCAAUGUCAAAGCACAGCACGAAUUCACUGAGUUUGUUGGUGCCACCAUGUUCGGGACAUAUAAUGUCAUCUCUCUGGUUGUUUUACUCAACAUGUUAAUAGCUAUGAUGAAUAAUUCUUACCAACUUAUUGCUGACCAUGCAGAUAUAGAAUGGAAAUUUGCUCGAACAAAGCUUUGGAUGAGUUAUUUUGAAGAAGGAGGGACUCUGCCUACUCCCUUCAAUGUCAUCCCGAGCCCCAAGUCGCUCUGGUACCUGAUCAAAUGGAUAUGGACACACUUGUGCAAGAAAAAGAUGAGAAGAAAGCCAGAAAGUUUUGGAACAAUAGGGAGGCGAGCUGCUGAUAAUUUGAGAAGACAUCACCAAUAUCAAGAAGUUAUGAGGAACCUGGUGAAGCGCUACGUGGCUGCAAUGAUUAGAGACGCUAAAACUGAAGAAGGCCUGACCGAAGAGAACUUUAAGGAACUCAAGCAAGACAUUUCUAGUUUCCGCUUUGAAGUUCUGGGAUUACUAAGAGGAAGCAAGCUUUCCACAAUCCAAUCCGCCAAUGCCACGAAGGAGUCCUCUAAUUCAGCAGACUCGGAUGAAAAGAGUGACAGUGAAGGUAGUAGCAAGGACAAGAAGAAGAAUUUCAGCCUUUUUGACUUGACCACGCUCAUUCAUCCGAGAUCGGCAGCCAUCGCGGCCGAGAGACAUAACAUAAGCAACGGCUCCGCCCUGGUGGCGCAGGAGCCGCCGCGGGAGAAGCAGAGAAAAGUGAAUUUUGUGACCGAUAUCAAAAAUUUCGGGUUGUUUCAUAGACGAUCAAAACAAAAUGCUGCUGAGCAAAAUGCACACCAAAUCUUCUCUGUUUCAGAAGAAGUGGCUCGUCAACAGGCCGCAGGAGGACCCCUCGAGAGAAACAUGCAGCUGGAACCCCGAGGCUUCGCUUCCCGGAGCGAGCGGGGCAUCCCGGGCCUCAGUGAACAGUGCGUGCUCGUGGAGCACCGGGCAAGGGCCGCGGACGGCCCGGGGCCACAGGCAGGCGGGAGGGCGUGCGCGUUCGAGUCCGAGAAGGUGGUGGUGGAGGACACGGUUCCUAUAAUACCAAAGGAGAAACACGCCAAGGGGGGGGACUCGAGCAUAGACUAUGACGUGAACCUCACAGACACCGCCACCCACGAAGAUUACGUGACAACGAGAUUGUGACACUUGAAGGAAGGCAGCGCUUCCCAUACGCGUACAUAUUUCCCAUUGUGCUCUGGGCGGGGGGAAAAUGUUUAAAAUUAAAUUAGCAAAUGCUGACAUUAAACUUGGUAGCGUUUCUCAACUGCGGCAUACUAACCUGUAACAUGUUGAAAUAAGGCAAAGGCAAUCAAAAACCCUUCUGUUUUGUAGCCUGCUUUUGCUUUCACCAUUUGUUUUACAAUUGUUUUUGUUAACAAAUAAACGCACCUUGUAUUCUUGUACUGUUGCAAUAA
Messenger RNA from Lemur catta (Ring-tailed lemur), 4059 nucleotides. RefSeq names its product transient receptor potential cation channel subfamily C member 4 (gene TRPC4). NCBI's taxonomy places the organism in Eukaryota, Metazoa, Chordata, Mammalia, Primates, Lemuridae. The coding region runs from base 851 to 3787 and encodes 978 amino acids. Gene Ontology annotation, biological process: manganese ion transport; calcium ion transmembrane transport; regulation of cytosolic calcium ion concentration. The transcript is spliced from 11 exons. Gene Ontology annotation, molecular function: inositol 1,4,5 trisphosphate binding; store-operated calcium channel activity; protein binding. Gene Ontology annotation, cellular component: membrane; cation channel complex. The record is from RefSeq and is a predicted model, not a curated record.